Petromyzon marinus (sea lamprey) is the source of this 10359-nucleotide messenger RNA. Lineage: Eukaryota; Metazoa; Chordata; Hyperoartia; Petromyzontiformes; Petromyzontidae. The record is from RefSeq and is a predicted model, not a curated record.
CCGGUACGCGGCCAGCGCCGGGUUGAGGUUCACUUUGGGUCCAGUGCUGGCGUCGUUUUUGCUUUUGGGGGGCAUGUUCAACUCCUCUCCCUUGAUUGUUUUCACUGGGACCCACGCUUGAUGCCAAACACUCUGUUGUUUACCUUAGUUAUUUCAGUUUGUCUCUUUGAGCUGUGUGCACAGCUCAAAGUUACAAUGAACAACGCUCUUUUAUGCAGCCGCAUCGCUGGUAGCAAUACACAGGGCGAUGUCGUGACUUAAAUGACCGAAUAACACCGUUUUAUUUAUAAAUGUAUUGUGUUUCAAACAUAAAUUACAUGUUUGGGAGGCCCUGAAUUUCCGAGGCCCCUGGCUGCAGCAGCCCCCGCUUCACCUGAGCCCAGUGACCCUGAGCCUGACCCCAGCAACCACGGGACACGGUGAUAGAGGUGGCCAGAGCGCUCAGGUGGCCAAUCUCGUGCCAGAGAGGAAUACAAAGCACCUCAUUAACAUUACUCUCAGUGAAUCAAAAUGAGCACACACUCAAAAAAACUGACAUAAAAAAAAUGAUAUCGCUCUUUGCGCGCAUCUGUAACCCUGUCAGUCCACCGCUGAAUGAGGGCAUCCUGACGCCGUGCGGGUUAUUGACCGUCCUCAACCACAGUGGUCAGUGGGGGGUUGGUGAAAGCAGUGAGAAUAGGGAUGGGAGCUUGUAAAAUAUAUAGAAAUAUGAUGGAUUUUGCUACAAUGCUCUCGACUGCCAAUCACGUAGCUCUGCAGCUUGUAACUCCUGUUACGGAUGGAUGGUCGUCCAUUCAAGGACUAGCCAGGCCCCAGCAAGCUGAGCUUCCAAGAUCUGGCUGAUGCGAUUUACGGAAAAUCACUAUUUAUAGAGAGCCCAAAUCAAUAGACGUGUUUACAAAUCUACCUCGAAUAACAUUGAUCGCCAAUGUACUUACGCCCUCACCUGGUUAAAUAAAGGACUUCGGCAAUCGGUCGGUGAUUUUUCAUUGACUUUGAAAUGUCGUCUCACCCGCUCGGUGUGGUUUCUUUGGCUUUCAGGUUGGCCAGAUGGAAACAACCCGGGCUCAGACAGGAUCCCUCACUUCACCCGCAGCAACAUCAGUUUUGUGCAGGACACAUCCAAGUUCUGGUACAAACCUGGCAUCACACGGGAGCAAGGUAAGGAGCGUUGUGGAACAACGCGACUUGUCCUUGUGCGAGUGAUUGAAUCUGGGAUUAGCACAGACACAGUGGUGGCGUGUAACGUGUGUCCAUUUCAUGUUCGAUAACGAGCUAGCGCAGGUUACAUCUGCUUCAAAUUAGUAGUCUUAUGCAAUUGAUUUAUUUUGCAUUUGCACCGAGGCAGGCGGCGGCUUAAUCAUUUGCAGGAUGCAGUGUCCUCAGCCCGCCGCAACGCUUGGUCAACGGACAGAGUCUUGAACAAUGUGCGUCGUCGUCGUGUCGUGCAUCACAGCUGCAUUUUGGGCUGUGGCGUAGGCCCCACCUGUGCAGGAUUUGUCGCACACAAGAGGCCUUGGCCAGUUGGGAACUUGCUGAGCAGGGCCCAGUCAUGGCGCUGAAGAUCAAACCCUGGGGAGGAGAUCGCAGGGUGGCCCACGAGGAAUUGGUUCCUUGUUGACGAUGGGAGCCACUCCUCGCACCACGUGGCUCGUCGGUCCACAGCGGGUGCCACGUUGACAGCUGGGGCAGCAGGCGGGCGGAAAGAGAUGUUACGCAAUGACUGUGAUGGAUGUUUCGAGAUUAUGGUCGAGAUAAAAAUCUGAGGUUAAUGCAGCCAUCGUCAUGCAUUGCUGCCUCACCUCAACCAUCGCUUGCCUCUGCCAGAUCUCACAGCUGUUGCAGUGUUGACACAUCACGUCACAUCGCCUGAGUGUGACCUACCACAAAUGGCACCAUCUGGUUUAAGUAUACAGAGUCAAUAUGACCUACGUACAAAGACCAUCCGGUCAAGUUGAUUCGCGGUCGAGUGUGCGGUGCGCAAUCAGAAGGUUGUGAACUCAAAGCCUGGUUCGGUUGAUGAAAUGUGUGGGAAAGUUAACGGCAGUUGGUCCUACGGAUAGACUCACCCCUACCAUGAAGUAUCGACAUUUCCACCGUUGGCUAAGGGCUCUAAACAGAUGGACGCUGCCUCUGUAUCCAUUUGAGCCGGAUAUCAUUAAGACUUUCAGGAUCCUUCUGACAUCAUCAUCAUCACCACAGCCAUUUGGCUUGAUAUCUUCCCCUCGGCAGGCAACAUCUGUAUGCAUCUGUAUGCCUACUCCAGUGGCACUAGUGUGUAUGUAUGUUGCACGUCUUUUUCACCUUACGUAGUAAACUGUACUAAUCAGAGGCGGGGCGGCGGGCGGGGGUGUGGGGGAAUGACAACAAACUAAACACAAAAAUGAGUUCUAAAGAAAUGAGUUUACAAUCUAUAUUCCAAAAGGGCAUUAGCGCGAUGCGGUGACCGUCUCUGUCCAAUGGCCAGCCGAAGAGCCGCUGCGCGCGAGGACGACCCGGGGAAUCACGCGAUGUUGGGUUUCAUGCGCUUUGACGAGUUGCGUGUGUAGUCGUGCGUUUGCCGACCUGCAGCGCCUCGCUGUGUUUGCCGUGUGCAGCCGUGACGCUGCUUUGCCCACGCGAAGCCGGGGCGUUUGUCAUUCGAAACAGCAGCUCCUUCCACGGGGACUUUGGGCUCGCCAUGAAGGUUGAAAACCUGCCGCCCGGCGUGCCUGUGCAGGGAGACACGGUGGAUGAACUCGUCAGGCACUUCCUCAUCGAGACGAAGGCUCAGGGAGUGCGGCUGAAGGGCUGCCCCAAUGAACCCUUCUUCGGCAGUCUGUCGGCGCUCGUUAACCAGCACACGGUGACGCCACUCGCACUGCCUGGAUGUCUGCGGCUGCCCGACCGUGACUUUGACCUCACCAAGGCCCAUGACCUAUGCGACGCUCUUACAGGCGGCUCUACUGGCUCCUCACAGCCACCCGAGGCCGUGGGUACCGCAUUCUUCCUCGAUUCCGUGGAGAUGGAGUCUCUCACGGGACCCCAGGCGGUCGCCCGGGCAACUUCGGUGAUCAUGGGAAUGGCUACGAGGUCCAUGCCGAUUCACGUGCACCUGAGAGUGACCGGGCAAGGGAUCACGCUCACCGACAUCUACAGGAAACGCUUCUUUAGGCGUCACUAUCCAGCUGAAUCCAUAAGCUUCUGUGCCAUGGUUCCUGAUGUCACAAGGUGGCCCAUGGCUGAAGACAAGCCAGCGGCAAAGAUGUUCGGCUUCGUGGCUCGCAAGGCUGGCAGCGUCUCGCACAACGUUUGCCACCUCUUUGCCGAGGAGGCCGACUCCCCGGGACAUCGGGCCGAGAGCUGGGUCCAAGCGUCAUCGCAGAUCCUUCACCUGUGCUCCAGGCCUCAUUGAAGUCCAACGAAGGCCACGCGAGGAGGCCGCCUUUCAGGCUGGGUGGCAGUGAAGCCAAACACGACGAAACUACUAAGUUUCUUGAGCCUUAAUUCCACUCGCUUUACUUCCACAGGAUUCCAUUGCGGUGGCCUCCGUUCACUGUCACAGAGAUACGUUUCAGAAAUCUCCGGUUUUACAGAGCUAUAUUUAUAGAACUGCCUUUCAUCUUCUACAGAGAUUUAUUAAAAAGGUAACAAAAUGGUCGUCCAUUCGCUUGUAUAACGAGGAUUAUUCCGUGGACAUCGCUUUUGCAUGUUUGACAUGUGAAUGGUGCAACUUUCGUAGAUGCGUUUGAAAGCGAACGAAGGCUGAUGAAGGCACGACCGUCGUUUGUAGCUUUGCGCUUAUUUGCUUUAAAUUGCCAACCUCCAUUGACUCUGGUCCAUGGAAACCCAGCUUGAUGAACCCAAAGGCUAUCGAAGUUGGUACAUAUUUGCCAUGGUGUACAAUGACGUGGAGUCAAGUAUUAUUAACCCGAAGGGCAGUUGGCCCUGAUUAUUGUUGUUCAUUUUUCCAUUACCGUUAUGAGUUCAAACAAGAAACAACAACACUUAUUUAUUUAUUCAGCUGAAGCAUCAGUAAUUUAUUGUGUUACUGUAAUUAGAGUGUGCAGUCAUUACGCAUUUCAUAUUGUCAGAUAUAUUCGAUGAGUGUGUACAGGAAGUGACAAUAAUUUAAAGUAUCGCGUGCCUUCAUGAUGCAAUUGGUGAAAGGCUUUAAAUGUUCAUGAAAAAAGUGUUACACUUCUAUCGGAGAGCUGCAGUAUGUUGUAAUGUAGUCUAGGUGUUUCAGUGCGUGUGAGAAAAUAUUUCAUAUAUAUUAUUUACUCCAUCCACCGUCCGAAAACUAAAUAGGGAAAGCGCCACUUUUAAACAUGGAUGGACAUGUCGUGGUGGUGUGGACAAAUCAUCGCGUUCAGGUACUGAACCUGCACCUCUGAACACCUGGGUUCAAGUCUCAGUUUAACCGAGAAUAAAACAUUUCGCUAGUGCCAAAAUUGUUGAGUUCAUUUCUUCCCAUGCAUUUAUUGACAAUGGCACUAAACGCACUGCCAUAUAUGAUUGUUUUUAUAUCGUUGUUUUUUGUUUUUCACCACUGCCUGUGAGCCAGUGGUAAAAAAAAAUUCUAAAUUAUUAGGAUGAGAGCCAUUUCCUCUAUUGGAAGAUCACUGUUAUAUUUCCACAAAGAUGGUAGCCAUUUUAUCGAUCCCUAGAAAGAGAAUGGGCUAGGUCAACCUCCAACUAUGAUGUGUAAUUUCAUCCUUCUGAUCGUUAGUCGAGGGCUCUGCCCUUUACCAAGAGUGCCCUCUGACCCCCACCGCUGAUCAGGGCCACCAAUUAUGAGGAGCAUUGGUCCUUUGUUAGUUUGAACAGGCGAGACACUUCCACCUUUGACCUAAUUAUGGCUGUAUAGUAUCCCGUCAGCAUGUAACAAUGCGCAAUUUUUUUUGUAUUGCCAUGCUCACUGCGUUCGUGGAAUCGUGUGCUCAAAGAGCUCAUUAUUGUACUCUCAAAUGUUGCAUGCAAUUGGAUCCCCUAUGACAAAAUCACUCUCGAUCGCCUCGGAUCACGGAGGCAAAGCAGGCUGGAGCCUGAAUAGUGUGGAUGGGCCAUCACAGUGCACAUAACAGGUUGGGAAGCAGAGGUCAGAGAACAAUGCAUGUUUUCUGCAGCAAUAUACAUUGUACUGUACAUCUAUGCUCCCAUAUCUAUCAUCCCUGUCUUUACUGAUCCACCCUAUCCAGCACGGCAUAGGGAGGCCCUCAUCCAGCAGUGAAUCGACAAAAGGGCUUCGCGUGUACAUUUUAUUUGGUUCACAUGGACCCAUGCAGCUGCUAGAGAUUUCAUUUGCAACUAAACAGGAACAAUAAUUGAUCCUUGAAUCGAUUCGGGACCCUGGGUCAUGAAAAUCGAAUUGUUGUGAGAUGGAAGAAUCACUGCGUGCCUUGUACAGUAUCUUGCUGUGAGGGUACAAUUUUGCUGUAAGUUUUUUUAAUCGAUGUUAUUCCAGUUAGCCAGUUUUUAAGACAUGUCAUUGGGAUACCGAUAUGUAAUUUGUGCCUUAGAUUCUGGUCUAAGCCUCCAGCCAUCUGUGCAAAAGGCAAUACGGCGUGCGUGUGUGUGUGGCAGUUAUAAGUUAUUAAGUACGACAUUACAUGUAACGGUAGUAAUGUAUUACACGAUAGGUGGCAUUUAUUUGUUUGGACCAAACAUCUCAAUUAUAAUAUUUUGUGUCGUAUAUUGAUGAGCGUUCUACCAAAUGUGGGUCGGGUACAUGCUACAAUAAUGUGUAUGUUGAACUUCUUUCGCACCGUGCUAAUCAGAGGUGGGGGAGGGGACGGACAACAAACAGCAAUUAUGUCAUGCAUCAUGACAUUAAAACAGUACACACAGGUUAGGCAAAAAAUCCGAUCAUUGUCAGACUCUUGCUUUUUCUUUGAAGACUACGUGAAUGUCACGCUUGAGUCCCCACACGACUCUUCACACACCUCUUUAACCUUGAGCCUCUUUUUAGCGUCUUCCGAACCAUCAUAGCAUUGCUAUUGUACGGUUAAUCAUCAUUGGUCUCACGCCGUGGGAUCAACCAUCCACAGUGCAUUGCCAUUGAAAACAUCGGUAACACCGAUGUUGACCUCAUUUCAGCCAAUCGCAGGACUGAAAUAUGAACAAACUCGUGUUCAGAUGAAUUAUCGAGAUAGAUUCAAGUUAAAAAUAAAAUUAUUGGAGCUGCGAGCCAGUAGCACGUUGAAACAGUGUGGAGUUUCCAGUGCCAAGUAGCCACGUGUAGCCGCGUUGAGAAGCCAGGGGGGGCGUGGAGUCUAGUACGAGGGUACAGCACACAGUAUUCCCUCGCUAUUCGCGAGGGGUACGUUCCGGAGAUGCUGGUGAAUAGCAAAUUUCGCUGGUGAAUUGCAAAUUUCGCCGAUAAUGAUAUUUGCCUAUGAAAAUCAAUAUUGUAUCUCAUCUCUCUCUCGACGCAGUCGUGUAGAGUUCCAGAUGCGAUUCGCGAAAAGCCAACAUCGCUGAUAGCAAGUUCGUGAAGAACAAAGGAAUAACUGUAUAAUUUGGCACCACUGUCGAAACGUUUUAUGGGGAGAUUACUGUUCUUGCUAGUUUUCUGUAUUUCAACAUCCAUGGUCUUGCAUAGAGAGUGGACUGGAGAGUGCCGAGCCCCCUUUUACUGAAGACUGAUGGCUCCUUCCAAUUCGCAUGCUCCAUUUGCUACGCAAAAUGUUGAAAGGGGGCUGGACAAAAUGGGCGUUGUACAGAGGAGGUGAGAGAGCGUAUUUUAUGACAGAAGCAGACUAUUAUGUUACUCAUUCUGUUCAGAAUUUAACAUUUUCUUUAAAGUUAGUUUAACAUUUUCCAAGUUUUUAUGUAUCCCCUCUUUAAACAAAUUCACGUUAUGCUGAUGAUGCUCGAACCGCUGCCGCAUUUGGUCAGAUGUAAAUGUUUUAAUUCAAUUAAAACAUUUAUUAGGAGAAACGGUGCAGCCCUGCAAUUGCCCGCUUUACAACCACUGCUAUUGAAAGGGCCUCCACCAAAGGGAGUGCUCGAGAGGGUAUUUUGGCCUACUCGUACACGCUAGCCAGACGUCUUGAAAGAGGUUGCCUUUGUAGUGAUAACUACUUUCUGGUCAAAGUUCAAUCCAGAAUUUCCGUGUAAUGUUGUAUUUCUUCCAAACUGAGCACGUGACACACCAGCAGCCCCAACAGGUCUACUGAAAGUGGUCUGUGAGCCAUUGGCCCCAAAAAUGCUCUAUCGGUACCACUAAGGGUGGCAAAGGCUAACAUUGAUUUCCUUUAAGAUUUUCUUCUCUGGAUCAGAAAUAUGUACGAUAGCAAGGCAAAGGUGGUAGCUUGUAAUGAUAAAUAUUGUCAAUAAAUAAGGGUACCGCAGCACGUUUUACAUAAAAUAUAAUAUAAAGAGAAAAUAAAACUGAACGUGAUAUGAAACGUCAACGGACUAAGAGCAUAAAUAUGACUUGUCUAUGAAACGGACAGUAUAUACGAUAAGAUUUCUGGUCAUGGUGGAUACUGCCCAUUGUGGGCACUGGAAUAGCGUUUGCCACCCCAAGCAGUACCAACCCAACCUCCCUGGCCGAUGGACUAAAGGCACAUAAAGUAUAGGGCAACAAUGGUCUGCUUCUGCAGUACUCAGGAGAGGAGUUUAUCUUACAUGUGUAGACACGCACAGAUGCUAAUUGCAUUGGCAAUGUUAUAAUUAAUCUUGAAAAAAAACAUUGUGGUUCGAACAGACGAUCUGGUGCUGUGCGGAGCUGUGUUAUAGUAAUUUUCAUUCCAAAUGGACACUUUAAAAAAUAAACAAAAUAUUUAGGGUUACCAAAAAUGGUUAACGUCCCCUCUUCAUUAUUGUGUCUAUUUCACUGCACCCACAUUUUCUAUUUAUAACAUUCGAAUUAAAUUACGCGAUGUUUAUUGUACUAAACUUAUUCAGUAUUUUUCAAACAACAAAAAGUUAUUGGCAUACAUGCAGUGUUGGAGAGAGUUACUUAAAAAAAAUUGUUGUCAAAUGACUGAUUAAUUCAGGUUAUUGUUAUCUUAAUCUGAUUGUUUUCUAUAAUUAUUUGAUUCUAAUUUAAGAUAUGUUAGGUUGAUGGCUAUGAAUCGCCAAAUUUUGUUUUACGUUAAGAGACAGUAAUCUGAUUGCAUAUACAGAAAUCGCCUUUGGCCAUCUGAUUUCCGUAAUUUGUUAUUUGCAACACGUGAAACGGUGAACGACCUCGUUAAUGUUGAAACGUUACCGCUUGAGUCGCCCUCCCUCCCUUCCACGCGCCGGUCUCGUGUCGACCACAAAGGUCAAAGGUCAAACGGCGAAUUCAGCGGUGGGAAUGCAACGCGCCAGGUGAACGUCACCGGCGAAGCCCGGCAAUGCCGCUCACCGAUUGCCGCUGUGCAUCAACCGCCUGCUGUGGUACAGGUGGCUGGUGUAAGCGGCACUGUCAAGCAAAAAGCCUUUGAUCUCGCAUCAGAUUUGCCUGAUCUGCUUCAGAUUGAUACGGGGUCCAGUGGGUCUUGGCAGGGCCGGAUUAAGGUUCUUGUAGGCCCUCGGCACUUAUGGCUCGUAGGCCUUCAGUGAUAACUCUCUGCAGUUGGCGCUGCUGCUGCCCCAUGUUACUGCCACCGCUGUCACUGCGUUUGUUUCUCACGCGGUACUUGGUCCAGCCGCUGGACAGAUGUCGUUACCGAUACGCUCGUUAUUUCGUCUGUGCCCUAAUUCGAUGGGAGGCACGCUGUGUGCUGCAGAUGAGCAGAUUUAAUUUGAAACGCUGUGCCUCUCCUUGCCAAAUACAUGUAUUUAUUCAAUAAGAUAUCUUGGUUACAUGCUUUAUCAUACAAACAAAACAAUAUGGCCAAAAUGUUUAUUUGUAGGCCCUUUAGUUUUCGUAGGCCCUAGGCACAGUGCCUUCUGUGCCUAUUGCAUAAUAGGGCCCUGGAUCUUGGUGAUGAUGGGGAACUUGUGUGUGGCUUGCACAGUCUAUAUAUUGUGGACGCAGACAAGCUCCUGAAAAAUCAUGAAGCAGAUCAGGUGAAAUAUGCCAGAUAUGGCUUCUUAUAGACUGUGCAAGUCAUACACAGGUUCCACAUCACCACCAAGACCUUCAAUUGGCACGGUUUGGCUACGUUUGGUGAGAAAGAAAUCCAUACAUACAAUACCCACUUUGACCUGUAGAGAAUCAAGCAGAUCAGGCAAAUCUGAUGCCAGAACAAGGCUUCUGAAAGUAAGACUGCUGCUGCUUGCUACACUGGCAACCUGUUCUACAUCAAGAGGUUAGUACAGUCGCAAUCAGUUAGCAUAACAGCUGCCACUCACUGGUGACAUUUGUCAUCGCGUUACAUUGUCACUCCUAAUUGGCCGUUUGACCUUUGUGGUCUACGGACACUGAUGAGUGGAAGAGGGUCGACUCAAAGCAAACAGCUCUUGAUAAAAGUCACGCACGCGCUCAUGAACAGACUAAAGUUUAGAGAUGAAUUUCCAUUAAGGCUACGGAAACCCCAAUUUUUAGUGAUAGCCUAAGUUCUAUGCCUGGCCACGUAAACGAAAGCAUUUCCAAACACUGCAGAUAUGCAAAAGUGUUCGGAGAAAAUGUAUAUAUAUAAAAAAAACAUACUUACACAACAAAUGUCAUUAAAUUCACUGUCGUCGCUUGUGUAUGCUAAAAUGCGUUGUAAUAAGUUAUACUGUAGAACAGCAAUGGGCAAUUACAGUAAUUACUGGCCAGUCCAUCUUUCAUUAUGAACUGUUAUUUUUCCAUCUGCUUGUAAAGUGGAUGGCAUAAAGCACUGUCUCUUUAGAUUUUGUUUGACAUGAGACUUAGAUUAAAGUGUUGUUCAUCUGCGUUUAAUGUAUUGUAAUACAUGCCCGUAUGUCCUACGUUGUUUGCCAAUGUGGUUGAUUAGUAAAAUAUAUUUUGUUCCUACAAAAUGUUCUUGGAGGUGCAUUUUAUGAACAACAGUUUACAAGAGGUUGUACAUAUGUAAAUAUGUAAACCCACUUCUACACAGCAAUGAAGCAGUUACAAUAAGUCACUUGGCAUUCUCUUCUAAUUAGAAUGUAUGUAACGCUAUUUCCACGGCGGCUACAAUGCAAGCCGACAGCGUUACACAGAGGGGCGAAAGAGAAGCAACAGGUGGUGGUGCAGCGGCUGUUAGUGGGGGAGGUGACGGCAGGGAUGGAGGGACAGGGGCUGGAAAAGGGGCUGCUGAUGUUGCAGGGGUAGGGAAGGAGGAAUAAGGUAGAGUGUGAUGGUGAUUGAGGGUGACACAUGGGUGCAACGUGGAUGAGACAGCGGGGUAUGGGGCAAAUGCGUGAAGUGAUGAGAUCGGUGCAAUGGCUGGGCAUGGAUGAGGGUAGGUAAAGGGUGGUAGGGGUAGAGGUCUGGUGGCCGGAUAGUUGGGCUGA